GCCGGAAAAUAGUGCGAACGUCAUUAAAAAGAUAAUUUUAAAAGUUAUAAUCCUCUAGUGUGUGUCACAGAGAGCAAGAACAGCAUGGCGAAUAGUACUGUUUUUGUAUAUACAGACGAGCACGAUGCUGCUGAACAUCAUAUUGCUAUGGUAGUUGUUAAUGCGAUCUCCUCACUGGCUGGGAUUAUUGGUAAUUGCCUCGUCUUAGCCGUACUGMUAAAGAACAAGGAGCACUUUCAGGGCAUCAAUUUAUUUAUCGCUGCUUUGGCUCUCACAGACYUCACUGUUUGUACYGUUGUGCAACCAGUCUUGAUUUGUCUUCUAUUUGAAACGGCGUUAGAAGAUUCUGCCCUCAAAAUAUUUGAAGACAUUAUUUUUGCGAUACUGAUUCAGAUGUCACUGAACCUUUUAUUCAGUGUAUCUAUAUUUCGGGUUACCGAGAUCUGYCGUCCAUUUUUCUACCGUUCAUUUGCGACUAGGGCCCGCAUGUUAGCCGUUGUUGCGUUUGUUUGCGUUGUCUCCAYAAUUCAAGGUAUCCUAUUUAACCGCAAAUUAUUUCGUACCGCUGAACCGUACGUUCAGUACGCAACUAUUUUCGCUUUCCUGAUUAUUUACGCCAUUAUCUACAGAACUGCGUGGAAACAUCGAAGUGUCAUAGCAUGUCAGACUCGUUCACUUGCUUUUAAUCAUAAUAUCAUGACUGAAACAAGACUUGCCCAUCUCAGGACGUCUACCGUUACCACAGGAAUCAUCACUGGCGCUUUUGUAGUCUGUUUUCUUCCUUUUAGUGUUGUCAAUCUCCUCGAUUAUCAGAUGGARGAUAAUGACAGCUUACUAACAAAAUGGGCAACCACAAUCGUUUGCUGUAAUUCAUYUAUGAACGCRUAUAUCUAUACCUUAAGAAGUAGAAACUUCAAAAAAGCAGUCUCGAAAACAAUACGAGCAUUAAACUGUUUCAUGUCAGGGUGAAAUUACACGAUCAAAAGUGUAUAAUCUGCAAACUUUUAGCUUACGUUAUAUAAUAAGACUGUUGAAUAAAUUCAAAGAACCUUAUAUACAAAACGCUUGUUAAAUUAAUCUACUAAGAAGGAUCUAUAGAGAUAAACAUCUGAAGUCAUUCUAAAAAAUCUAGUCGAAAAUAAUCACCACUUUCUUUAAUAACCUUUCCUAGUAAUGUAAAUAAAAAAGCCAUAAAUAUCCCAGUUUUAUCUCAAAUAUAUUAUAGGAAAUGAUUAAUGCUCAACCUUUGUCAAGUAACAGGUGCAAGAAGGCCAUCCCCUGUCAAGUAUACAAGAUGUGACAUCAUUUUAAAACUCCAUUSAUUACAUUAUUAGAAAACUAGUCAUUUUUAGAAAUUUUU
Molecule: messenger RNA, 1360 nt
Organism: Exaiptasia diaphana
Lineage: Eukaryota; Metazoa; Cnidaria; Anthozoa; Actiniaria; Aiptasiidae
Product: 5-hydroxytryptamine receptor 1D-like
Exons: 1
Coding region: 85-969 (294 amino acids)
Biological process (GO): G protein-coupled receptor signaling pathway
Cellular component (GO): membrane
Molecular function (GO): G protein-coupled receptor activity
Source: RefSeq, a predicted model, not a curated record